This is a messenger RNA of Rhododendron vialii, 1366 nucleotides long. Its product is annotated as replication protein A 70 kDa DNA-binding subunit D-like. The transcript is spliced from 6 exons. Lineage: Eukaryota; Viridiplantae; Streptophyta; Magnoliopsida; Ericales; Ericaceae. The record is from RefSeq and is a predicted model, not a curated record. The coding region runs from base 668 to 1156 and encodes 162 amino acids.
GUUCUUUCAUGUUUUGCAAAUGUCACUUUGUUCAUCUCUAUAUUUUGUUAAAUGUUGAUGGUGUGUAGGAGAUAUAAUUGUACCUUAUCCCCAUUUUUCUGACUUUCAUCCAAAUGGAAUUACAUGGAUAGUCAAAGCUCGGUUGGUAAGAAUGAUAGAAGUGUUUAAUCAGCGUUUACCCCAUGCAACACUGAUGUUGGUUUUACUUGAUGACCAUGGUGAUGCUAUGGAGGCAAGUGUCGGGCCCGAAGAAGUUUACUAUUUCAGGGAGCAUCUUUGCGACGGUAGGGUCUACAUUUUUAAAGGAGUCAGAAUUGUACCCGCUGAUGAGAAGAUCAAUCUGGUACUGUACCACUACAAAAUGUGUUUUACUGAUGAUACAAGAGUGGAACAUGUAUAUAUCACAUGUAAUAGGACACCCCCAUCAUUGGUCUUACAGUGUAAGAUUACAAGAUAUCCAUCAUUUUGCCAAGAGCUGUGUGCAAUUGAUAGAUGUGGUUGGGUUGGUUGUUACUGUCACUGAACAUCGAAGUACUAGAAAUGGGAAAUCUAUAGUGAGAGAUGUGUUGUUGCUUGAUAAAAGGAAAUAUAAAUCAUUUGUGCACAUAAAAUUUAUUACAACAAUUUGAAUUUAAUCUCUAUUCUCUAUUGACAAAUUGAUAACAAUAUGACGUUUGUUCGACUUACUUUGUGGAAUGAAUUUGCAAUGAGAGAUGGGAUGAGUCUGCUUGAGACUAUGCAACAAAAUAUUGUUUUGUUUGCUACAGGGUUGAAGGUCGAUGAUUUUCAUGGUCCUUACCUUAGCACUUGCAAGAAUAGAAAAUUAUACGUUAACCACUCAAUUUGUACAGACGGGAUUCUUGAAUGGUUUGCAAAAGACAAAAAUGCACAAAAGUCGGUAGCAUGGAACCGCACACAUGAAUUUUCGCACCCACAGGCAUUAAUAAUUUCAAAUGCCAGGAGAAUUCGAAUAAACCAAUUUGCGUUUCAGGCCAAUGUAAACUAUUAUCGCGUUAUUGGCUGCAUUGAAAAAAUAUAUGUUGAACACCUAUGGAUUGAUUUAUGCAAUACGUGCUAUAACCAAGUUGAAGAUCAGUACGACAGGUUUAUGUGUAAUCAUUGCAGACGAGAAGAUGUCCAGACUGUAACCAGAUAAUCAUUUUUAUAAUGAAAUUCGCAUUUUUUGUAGGUAUAAUAUAAAGAUUUCUAGACUGUAACACAUCUAAAACGGUUGAAAUUCACAGUUAUCGUAGGUAUAAUAUAAAGAUGGUCGUGAAAGACUCCACUGGCGCAAUGGAACUCUUGGUAAAGGAUACAAAGGCAGAAUUCAUCUUACAAUGUGUCCCCUCAUAUCUGAAGAAAUUAA